Messenger RNA from Rubroshorea leprosula, 785 nucleotides. NCBI's taxonomy places the organism in Eukaryota, Viridiplantae, Streptophyta, Magnoliopsida, Malvales, Dipterocarpaceae. The record is from the annotation of a GenBank genome assembly.
UUUGAAAAUAACUAGAAUGGCUUCAUUCAAUACAUUCAUCAUGGCCUUCUUCAUGGCUCUCACAUUUUCAAGCCUGGAAAUAAGCCUUGCAGCUCGUCAUCUCCUGCAGCAGUUGCCACAACCACAACUGCCUCCAUUACCUACUCUGCCAACAGGGCUUCCACCAUUGCCAUCUAUUCCAACUCUUCCACAGCCCACAAUUCCGACCAUCCCCACAAACCAACCAUCUCUGCCUCAGCCAACCAUUCCUACAAUCCCAACUAACCAGCCAUCUUUGCCUCAGCCUUCCCUUCCCAAGCCUGGUGCUCUGCCUCCACUUCCCAGCAUCCCCUCAUCCCUGCCUACCCUUCCAAAAGUCACUCUGCCACCGCUGCCCUCCAUCCCUUCUAUCCCUUUCCUCUCCCCACCACCAGCUAAUUAAAAACCAGUCUUGAAAUUGUUGUCUUCUGUCCCUUUUUAUGUACACAUUGUCUGGAGAUACUAGUUUUGAUGUGCAUUACCUGUUUCCAUGGCACACCAUUGCUUUUAUGAUUAGCAAUAUGGAGUUGAUUAGUUUGUGGAUGCCGAUUCUACUUUUAUAGAUGUAUUUGUUCCUUCUUUACUACAUGUUUGUUUAUGGAAAUUGAAGAGUGUGUGGUUCGGUGUAAUAUUUGAGACAUACAUGGGGCUAUAUAUGUUAUUGUUAUAAUUGUUAUGUUCAGAAAUUCUCUUUGCACCUUCUUUGUUCUCUUUGCUUUUAUACCUAUUUAAUUUGCAUAUAAGUAAAAGAAACUGCAGACAAGCAC